This is a messenger RNA of Cryptomeria japonica (Japanese cedar), 1156 nucleotides long. RefSeq lists its product as uncharacterized. The coding region runs from base 411 to 839 and encodes 142 amino acids. Lineage: Eukaryota; Viridiplantae; Streptophyta; Pinopsida; Cupressales; Cupressaceae. The transcript has a single exon. The record is from RefSeq and is a predicted model, not a curated record.
CUCAUUGAGAAGUUUGUCUAGUGGUUGGGAUCAGAUUUCUCGACUCCCAAUGCGUUACGCACCACUGUAGUCGAAAAUGGCGUCAUCAGAUGAGCCAUUUUCAUAUACUUCCCGAAUAUCUUUAUCAUUUUCUGCCAUGCGCGCACCUUGUUAAAGAUGGACGUACAUAUGCUUGUGCGCUUGCCCAGCCUGGCCCCUCGCACGCCUUCCUUACUUUUAUAUCUCCACGGUUGUAAAUUAUUCCAUUUCCCCCCCUUUUAAUAAUCACUCUGCGACGCGGAUUUGGUUUGAAGAGCAGGUCGGUCAAAGGAAGUAACGCGCCCUUUAUUACCCUUCACGCCAGAUUUGUUUUCUUCUCAGAGUUAAAUUGGCAAGUGGGUCUGUGGAAUUUGACAGGAAUUUGGGAAAAAAUGUCUAAAAAUUUCAUCUUGUUUGACAAGACUGCUUAUUCUGCAAGGAUUGUCUUGUUGGUUGACGGUGGGCAUAAAUUGUUUGAGGAUGAAGCAGAAGCAAUUUCAGUGGGCGUCAAGGCCUUGGAGAAGGCUAAGCUUUCAAGAGCCCUUUCAAUGCCUGUGUUGGAGGAGUUUUGCUGGGCUUCAUCCCCUGAAUCUUCUCUGUCAAUGGUGCAUGAAGAUGGGGGGGAAAUUGAGGGUUUGCUUGAUUCAGAGCAGGGGUUUUCUGGAACAGGGGAACCUCCAAGGCAGAGAGUUGCAGAUAAUUUGAAGAGGCUCAGAGAGAUGGUUGGUGGAGGAGAGGUUAUGGAUGUGGCCCAACUGUUUCAAGAAACUAUAAGCUGUGUAAAGAGAUUGCAGAUUGAGGUCCUCACUGAAUUCAAAUAGAUUUGGGGAUUUUUGCCAUGUUUUUUUUUUUGCUGGUUUUACAGGACCCUCUGCAAAUCUCUGUAUAUUUUGAAGUUUUCUGGAUAAUGGGCGCAUAUAGACUGUAUUUUUGAAUUAAACGUCUGUUUAGUUCUUGCCUCUGCUGUUCUUACAAAUGGUUUGCUUUCAUGUACAAUUUUACAGUAUGGAGGCGGUUUUGAUUCACUGGGUAAUUGCUGAAUUAUGGAUUUGGGAUUUCAGUUACUGCUGAAUUCACCAAAUAAAUUGUAUGCUGUCUGUUUUGAUAGAUCAAUAGAGUUAAAAAUGAAAAAAUGAAA